Colletotrichum karsti is the source of this 1590-nucleotide messenger RNA. RefSeq lists its product as uncharacterized. The transcript is spliced from 6 exons. The record is from RefSeq and is a predicted model, not a curated record. Gene Ontology annotation, molecular function: iron ion binding; oxidoreductase activity, acting on paired donors, with incorporation or reduction of molecular oxygen; monooxygenase activity. The coding region runs from base 1 to 1590 and encodes 529 amino acids. NCBI's taxonomy places the organism in Eukaryota, Fungi, Ascomycota, Sordariomycetes, Glomerellales, Glomerellaceae.
AUGCUGAGCUUGAUAUUUCAAUUCCUAGCGCUGCUGGGACGUCUCUCCGGCAUUGCGGCUGGAGUGUGUUGUUUAGUACUUAUCGCCAUUGGUGUCUACCGGCUAUACUUCCACCCUUACGCCAAGUAUCCCGGCCCGACUUUGGCAAAGUUGACCAGCUGGUACUCUGUGUAUCACACGUACAUCGGUGAUCUUCAUGUCGAUAUUUGGCGUUGCCAUGAAGUGUAUGGAGAUGUCGUCCGCUACGGCCCUAACAGGCUCUUGAUCAACACCGAAGCUGGGUUGAAAGGUAUCUAUGGCCACGGUAAAAACGUCCGGAAAGCCAAGUCGUAUCACAGAAUCUCGCUCGUGAAGGGCGUCGAAGCAACCCAAAGUGUUGUUGAUAAGACGAAACACGGGAAACUUCGAAGAAUUCUCAACCAAGGCCUUUCGGACUCAUACAUAAGAAACAUUGACUCUGAGUUGACUGGUCUGGCUCGAUUGUUCACUUCAAGCUUGGGAUCAAGUAAAGAUCAGUUCGACCCCAACGCCGAUGCCCCUGGAGAUGGAUGGACGUGCGCUAAAAACAUGGCACAUUGGUGCGACUACUUCACAUUUGACGUGAUGUCACAACUAGUGUUCGGGAUGUCAUACCAUCUCAUGGAAGAUUCUGAGAAUCACUGGAUUGCGGAUGCCAUAUUGGGUCAAAUGCGUCGAGUUAGCUUCCUGAUGCAGCUGCCAGAGUUGGAGGACAUGAGACUUCACAAGCUCUUGUUCCCAAAUGCACGCAAGAAGGCCCUGCGGUUCUCCAUGAAGAGCAAAGAUAUCAUGGAGAAACGAAAGCAGUCUUCAGAAAAGUCCAAGAACGACCUUUUCUCAAAGCUACUGGCUGCAGAAGAUCCCGAAACAGGAGAAUCCCUAUCUCAGCUGCAGCUCUGGGCUGAAAGCAACCUCUUGAUCAUUGCUGGAUCCGAUACGUCAUCUACUGCGAUGGCCGCGCUUUUCUUCUAUCUCUCAAGGUAUCCGGAGGCUUAUGAGAAGGUCGUCAAAGAAGUGCGCGCUAUCUUCCGCUCUGCGGCGGAGGUUACUCAGGGGCCAAAACUAUCCUCGUGCACUUAUCUUCGGGCAUGCAUCACUGAAGCAGCCCGUCUCUCCCCUCCAGCAGCUGGUGCAAUGUGGAGAGAAGUGCAAGCCGGCGGCCUAAAUGUCGGCGACCUUCAUAUCCCAGCUGGAUACGACAUCGGAACUGGCAUUUAUUCCAUCAACCACAACUCUGAAUACUACCCAGAACCUUUCAGAUUCUGGCCGGAGAGAUGGAUACCAGCAGUCGCUGGGGAAGAAGCGGUGGCGAAAGCCAAAGCAGCGUACGGCACUUUUUCUGUCGGCCCCAGGAACUGCGUGGGCAAGGGCCUGGCCAUGAUUGAGAUUUCUCUCGCAAUGGCUGCAGUAAUCAGCGAGUUUGACUUUCGCCGGGACGAAACUGGACAGGGGAAUGUUGGAGAGGGUCGAGGUGACUUGAAGAACGAAUACCAGAUCUUUUGGGCGUUCACCAGCAUGAAGGACGGCCCCUACGUACAAUUUCGGCGGGCUGAAGCCACCGGACUCCAUUGA